This is a messenger RNA of Perkinsus marinus ATCC 50983, 387 nucleotides long. RefSeq lists its product as hypothetical. NCBI's taxonomy places the organism in Eukaryota, Perkinsozoa, Perkinsida, Perkinsidae. The record is from RefSeq and is a predicted model, not a curated record. Gene Ontology annotation, molecular function: oxidoreductase activity; FAD binding. Bases 1 to 387 code for a protein of 128 amino acids. The transcript is spliced from 3 exons.
AUGUUCGCUGGUGGAACAGGGAUAACACCGAUGUACCAACUUCUACAAGCUAUCGCAGCUGAUCCUGAGGACACUACCACUGAACUGCGGGCUAUGGAGAAGGCGAGCAUGGGAAGGCUUAGCAUCAGCUUCUAUGUUGAUGAGGUAACCCCUAUUGGACCCAGAAAGCGGAAAGGUAGGACCAAGACUGGACUCGUUCAGGGCCCCGCGUCAGAAGGAGUCUACGAGGGUGUAUUGACUCAAAAUGUUGUGGAAAGGAUCAUAUCGAGUAUUGACCCGACUGCAAUGGUGUUGGGCUGUGGACCACCAGGCAUGAUGGACGAUGUAUUGCUGCCGGCCAUGAAGGCUUCCGGUGCAACUACUGUUAAACGGGGAUACAUAUUCUGA